ACAACACCUGAUAUCAAAUGCUGUGAAUUCCAAGUUAACAGCCUUCCAGCACAACGACCGCUGGCCGAUAUUGCGACCAUUGAAUAAUACUCUUUCCAUAGCCUCUUCUUGGCCGUCAACACCAUCGGUAGACGCAAUUCUUUGUGCGAGAAUGUCUACUGCUCCAGGUAUCCUGCGAAAGAAAAUACGAGUGACCGUCGUCGCUGCAGACGGACUAUCUAAGCGCGAUGUUUUCCGGCUCCCAGACCCUUUCGCAGUGAUAACUGUUGAUGCAGAGCAAACCCACACCACCAGUGUCAUGAAGAAGACCCUCAAUCCGUAUUGGAACGAAAGUUUUGACAUCAUCGUAAAGGAUUCCUCGGUGGUUGCUGUUCAGAUAUUUGACCAGAAGAAGUUUAAACGAAAGGAUCAGGGCUUCCUUGGUGUGGUGAAUGUGCGUGUCAGCGAUGUUCUGGAUCUUGAAUUGGGCGGCCACGAAAUGCUCACACUGGAUCUCAAAAAAUCCAAUGACAACCUUGUAGUUCAUGGCAAACUCAUUAUAUACUUGUCCACCAACAUCACGCAGCCAAUACCGAAUCCCGGGCCUUCACAAGUAUCAAACCUCAAUACUGCGUUUGCGGACAUGGGUCUCAAUAACACUACUUCCCCUGGAGCCAGCACCACCAAUUUAACAGAACCCAAUGCCAAUAAUUCGGUAUCUCUGUCUAGGACACCCAGUUCCCACGCCUCAGGCACAGAUGCUACUGCAACCGGAUCCCAGGCUCCUUCCUCACCAGACCCUGAACAACCACCCUCUCCACCGCCUUUGCCGCAGUCAUCCUCAUCCCGCCCUACCAGCUCUGUUGGUACCUUAGCCACCAACCCCUCGACACCUGCAGCGAAUACGACAAAUUCAUCAACGACAUCGGGUAAUAUCACUGGGAACGCUCAGAUGCGCAACUUCGAUCCUCACAUUGAUCAGUUUGGCCCUCUUCCUUCCGGCUGGGAACGUCGAAUCGACCCUCUUGGGAGAACCUACUAUAUUGACCACAAUACUCGAUCCACGACAUGGAAUAGACCGUCGUCCAACGCCACCGUCAAUAGUAGUGUUCAGAACAAUGAAACCAAUGCUGCACGGGAUCAACAUUCGCGUCGGAUCCUUGCAGAUGACCUUCUCGAAGCCAACAAUACUAGCCCUGCUUCGCAACGAAACUCUACCACUGCUGCUAAUCCUUCUAGCCCAGCACCUGCCGCUACGGCCACAAAUAACGCUACCACGCCGGGUGCGGGGAGCCUUCCUCAUGGAUGGGAGGAGCGCUUUACCCUUGAGGGUAGACCAUACUAUGUCGAUCACAACACCAGGACCACAACCUGGGUCGAUCCCCGUCGACAGGCCAUCAUACGUGUCAUGAGCCCCAAUGGUCAAGGCUCGACACUGCAACCCCAGGCUAUCUCUCAACUGGGACCUUUACCCUCUGGUUGGGAGAUGCGCCUUACAUCGACAGCUAGGGUUUACUUCGUUGACCACAAUACGAAGACUACUACAUGGGAUGAUCCACGGUUGCCAUCGACCUUGGAUGCAAAUGUACCACAAUAUAAACGGGACUUCAGGAGGAAACUCAUUUAUUUCCGAAGUCAACCCUCCAUGCGUGCACAGCCGGGUAAUUGCCAAAUCAAGAUUCGUAGGAACCACAUCUUCGAGGACAGUUAUGCAGAGAUCAUGAGACAGACGCCUAAUGACCUUAAGAAGAGAUUGAUGAUCAAAUUCGAUGGGGAAGAUGGAUUGGAUUAUGGGGGUCUUUCAAGGGAAUUCUUCUUCCUCCUUUCUCACGAAAUGUUCAACCCGUUCUAUUGUUUGUUUGAAUACUCGGCCCAUGACAAUUAUACCCUACAGAUUAAUCCUGCGUCGGGCGUUAAUCCUGAGCACUUGAACUACUUCAAGUUCAUCGGACGAUGUCUUGGAUUGGGCAUCUUCCAUCGACGGUUCCUGGAUGCCUACUUCAUCGUCAGUUUCUACAAGAUGAUCCUCAAGAAGAAAGUGACUCUUUCGGAUUUGGAAUCGGUUGAUGCUGAACUGCAUAGAGGAAUGACGUGGAUGUUGGAGAAUGACAUUACCGAAAUUAUCGAUGAAACUUUCACGACGACAGAGGAACGCUUUGGAGAGAUGGUUACAAUCGAGUUGAAGCCUGGCGGAGCUGAUAUUCCAGUAACCCAGGAAAACAAGAAAGAUUACGUCGAUGCGAUUGUGGAGUACCGUAUCUCGAAGCGGGUCAAGGAGCAAUUUGAUGCUUUCAUGUCUGGAUUUAGCGAGCUCAUACCCCAGGAUCUCAUCACCGUAUUCGAUGAACGCGAACUUGAGCUCCUCAUUGGUGGCAUGUCGGAGAUUGAUGUUGAUGACUGGACCAAGUUCACUGAUUACCGUGGCUAUGAAAUGAAUGAUGAAGUGAUCCAAUGGUUCUGGAAGUGUGUUCGCGGUUGGCCACCAGAACGCAAAUCACGACUACUGCAGUUUGCCACGGGCACUUCACGUAUACCGGUGAAUGGAUUCAAGGACCUCCAGGGCUCCGAUGGGCCCAGAAGAUUCACGAUAGAAAAAUCUGGAGAUCCUAGCCAACUGCCCAAGAGUCAUACAUGUUUCAAUCGGAUCGAUUUACCACCCUAUAAGGACUACGCAAGUUUGGAGCAAAAGCUUACUCUUGCAGUCGAGGAAACUGUUGGAUUUGGGCAAGAGUAAAAAUCGCAGGCUGGACACUAUCUCCGUCAAUUUUCAGUUGAUUAAUCCGUCUUUUGUAUUGACACGAGUUUUUCUGCUCCAUUAGAGUACAUGUACAUACCUAUUAUAUGAAAUCAUGAACCACU
This is a messenger RNA of Marasmius oreades (fairy-ring Marasmius), 2838 nucleotides long. RefSeq lists its product as uncharacterized. NCBI's taxonomy places the organism in Eukaryota, Fungi, Basidiomycota, Agaricomycetes, Agaricales, Marasmiaceae. Gene Ontology annotation, molecular function: protein binding; ubiquitin protein ligase activity. Gene Ontology annotation, biological process: ubiquitin-dependent protein catabolic process. The transcript has 9 exons. The record is from RefSeq and is a predicted model, not a curated record. Bases 152 to 2713 code for a protein of 853 amino acids.